Puntigrus tetrazona (Sumatra barb) is the source of this 3502-nucleotide messenger RNA. RefSeq names its product guanine nucleotide binding protein (G protein), gamma 7 (gene gng7). Lineage: Eukaryota; Metazoa; Chordata; Actinopteri; Cypriniformes; Cyprinidae. The record is from RefSeq and is a predicted model, not a curated record. Gene Ontology annotation, biological process: G protein-coupled receptor signaling pathway. Bases 534 to 740 code for a protein of 68 amino acids. Gene Ontology annotation, molecular function: G-protein beta-subunit binding. Gene Ontology annotation, cellular component: heterotrimeric G-protein complex. The transcript has 4 exons.
CAAGACAGGCUAGGGUUCGGUGCGCCCAAAUGUGUUGCUUAUGAAGACUGGGUCGAUGAACCGCUGCGUGAAGUGCGCUUCUUAGACCGCUCGACAGCUCAGAACCCCCAAAAUCCCAUCGAGCUGCGAAACUGCUCGCCGACAGACGCAACCAAACCCGUUGGCACCCGACGAGGGUGGAGAGGGCAGAGCUGGCGAAACUGAUUGGUUUUCGAUUUUAACGAAGAGCCGCCUUAUUUGACUCAGAACAGACUCAGCUUUUUCCCAGGAGAGAAAAGCAAGUUUGUGUGCGAGAACGCUGUCACCAGUGGUGGGGGGACUGACUGGGUGGACACUGGUGCACGGAGGGGGUGGUGUUUGUUUGGUAGGGGGGGUAACGAUCUGCGCGAACCUGGCCCUUUAAAUUACCUCCACAAUCACUGUAGACGAGACAAGCGAAGCUGCCUGUGGGUCCCUGAGCCAGCUUUAGUCUCCAGCCUCUCCAUCAUCCAGAAUUUUCUCCUUUUACUUGGCACGAUAACCGAUGGCAGAGAAUGUCGACGACUAAUAACAUAGCCCAGGCAAGGAAGUUGGUGGAGCAGCUGAGGAUCGAGGCAGGCAUUGAGCGUAUUAAGGUAUCUAAGGCUGCUGCAGACCUCAUGAGUUACUGUGAGCAACAUGCCCGCAGUGACCCUCUGCUGGUGGGGGUUCCUACCUCAGAGAAUCCUUUCAAAGACAAGAAGCCUUGCAUCAUUCUAUAGCUACCCUGUCUAGGCCAGCUCUCCCAGUCCCACUUUAACCGCUGCCCAUCCCCAGUCAAUGGGCAAUUCAGUCCAACACUUCUUUUUACCUGGGAUCCACAGUAUUCUCCAGAAAAUAAACGCCACACUCUCUCGGCAAAAAGCAAAAAGGGGCAAUAUCUGAAUAUCUAGCGUCAUGUAGCCCGGCGUUGAGUGAAUCUGUAUGAAUGAAUCUGCACAGCACGCCUGUCUAAAUUCAUGCAUAUAGACGUACUUAACAGGAGGUGGCAGAUUUUGAAUUUCAGCAAACUAUUUCAAAAGAUUACACAGAGACUGAGAGAUACUCCAGCAUGUUUUUCAGUGCAGCAGCUGACCUUGUUACCAUAGGUGAUGGUGGAGAGUAGAGGAAGACAGUCACGAUUAUGCCGACUGACUAGCUGGCUAGCCCAGUCACACUGUGGUAAACGCUUGUUCAGUAUUAACCCUGCAUUGUUACGUCGAAUCUGCAAGCUAAAGGUUCAUUCUAGAUUUGUAUGGCCAAAAUUGAAUCCAGGUAUGCUUACCUUUAUCAAAACAGCACAUUUCAUGUUUUACAAAGGGAUUCAAGACAUUAACCAGAGUUGCCAAUAUUUGUACAAUAUUUUUUUUUCUCUCUCUCUCUUCUCAGUCCGUUUGUGAGCUAUAGUUUUUCUUUUCAUCAAUUAAAAAAAAAACCUCAUUAGGCUUAAUGCUUUGUUUUUUUUCUAGUGUUUAUACUAUAUUUCCUCAAACACCAAGUUAUAAAAGAAUAAUUUUAUAUAAUGCAGAAAAUAUAUUUACCUAAUAUAUCCUUCCCAGUUCCCUCCUAAAGUGCAGUUCGGUGUGUGUGUGUGUGUGUGUGUGUGUGUGUGCAUAUAUAUAUAUAUAUAUAUAUAUAUAUAUAUAUAUAUAUAUAUAUAUAUAUAUAUAUAUAUAUAUAUAUAUAUGAGCCCUACUAUUUGCGAUAUUCAUUUAAAAUAAAAAAAAACUAGAUUUUUGGUAUCAAAUAUAUUAAAUCAUAAAUAUUUUGGCAGACACAACCUAUAAAAUUGAGUCAUUUUGAAGUCAGAGCCCCUGCAAAGGCCAAUUUCUAUUUUUUUUCUCUGAAACCAAACUUGAUUGUAAAAUCCAUACAGAAGGAAAAAAAUGUAUAAACUUUCUUUUGGAUAUGUUCAGAAGUGUUAACUUUGAGAAUAGCUGUUUGGAUUUGUUUGUUCCAAUUUCUUCUUUCUAUGGAAACAUGGAAUCUGGUCAUUGAGUAUGAUACUGUACAGUGUUUGAUAACUAAAGCUCAUUCAUUUUUUGUGGAUGUUUUAUCUUUUUGUAAUCUUUGUGUAAUAUUUCCGUUUCUUCCAUCAUUCAUAUUUAACCAUUCAGUUUGUCCUCUUUAAAGCGAGGCUAAAGAUGCGAGCGAAGGAAUUGAUGGAUGGCUCCAGUGCUCGUACAUGUGAUUUAGGUUACCUGCUCCCUACGAGGGAAUGUGGAAUGGAUUGUUGACACAGUGCCCACACAAGGUGCUUAAGGCGUUGUUUAAGGCACGUUUCACAAGGUGGUCUGAGUUGUCAAGUCUAUCUAAAGGGCAAGAUGUGCAGUGUUAUGCAACAGGCCGUCGGCCUGAGCAGUCACAUGCAAAAGAUGAGGGCCGAGGUCAAGCCACAACUCCCAACGUGCAACGCAGCACAUGAUGCCAAAUCUUUCGGAGUGACUGUUUUGUCUCCAAAUAGUCGCUCUGCUACGAGCUAAAAACAGAAUUCGCCCAUUGUCCCGCUUCAAAUGCUGGAAAAUAACAACACAGUGCAGGAAAUGGGGGCUCGUAGUGGGACAGAGGGGGUCUAUGCUCCUCUCGGCCCACGGGAUGCUGUCAUCAGCUCCUGUAUUAUGAAUGACUAAGGCGUGUGGGGGUCACGAGUGCUCUGACUCAUCCAGCGAUCGACGAAAUCAUGCUGCUGCCCAUCAGUGGACAAAGCUGCUCCAGCGAUAUCACUUCCUGUAAAGCCUGAGCAGUGUAGUGGCUUAUGCAUGUCAAAAUAAGGAGAUCGUUUAAUAUAAAAACGAAGGAUUAUAUUUAAAUUAGGAUGAAGGCUUUCUGGACAUGCGCUAAGCUAGUGCUAAAAUAAAGCUAGCACUACAAACACUUUAUUUUUGACCGCAUUUGGUGGUAUUUCACUGGAGCAAACACUGUGAAAGUCAGCUAAGCUAAGUUAGCUUGAGUUCUCCACCCUCUUGACUCACGGUGUUCAGAUUAGUGCUCCAAAGUAUAGCGUUUACCCGAAGUAUGCGAAAAUCUUCCCUGCGCUUGGGUUUAAUAAUCAUUUAGCGGCAGAGAGACCUGUUGUCAGGACGAGGGAGCGUGUCCGUUUCUAAUUCGCUCAGCGAGAACACUUUUAAGGUGCUGAGGAGGCCGUGAUACCUUAACCUCAAUUCCUCGUUCCCAAACGUUGUUCGACUUCAAACACCACCAAGCUCUUUCAUGACCAUGAGAGGUGAGAUUUAGGCUUUGUGUGGGUAAUAUCUGUAGCUGAGUCCUUAGCCAGUAGAUUUCAAUCUCAGCCUGUCCCAUUACUUUGUGUUUUUUCCUGUGUAUGCAUAUGUAUCUUUCUGCCUUGAUUAUGAAGAAAUAUAUCUAUUUUUUGUAAUUGUUCUUCUCGGAUGUGCCAUAAAUCAUGUUUUUCUUGCACACUGUUAAUAUUUUGUGGAUAUUGCUGUUUAAAAAUGAUGAUAUCAGAAAAAGUAGAUGAAAUAAAAUAAAGACAAAAUGUUACUCU